This is a messenger RNA of Chara braunii, 1171 nucleotides long. Lineage: Eukaryota; Viridiplantae; Streptophyta; Charophyceae; Charales; Characeae. The record is from the annotation of a GenBank genome assembly.
CUCUCUCUCUCUCUCUCUCUCUCUCUCUCUCUCUCUCUCUGUCUGUGGCCAGGGCUGUGUUACGAUGGCGAGACAGCGGUUCAUGGUGGUUGCUGCCGACCGGUUUUCGCUUCACCUCGCGGUGCAGGUGGUGCUGGCUGCUGCUGUCCUCCUUGGCUAUGGCUGCCAGACGGCGUCCGCUCACCGCGUAGCAAAUGAGCAGCAGCUAGCAGCUGCCAUCAACGGGACGGCUGGCGUUACGGUCACCAUCACCAGCGACAUCGUUCUCACCAAAGAACUGCCGACUAUUCCCCACUCUAUAACUAUCAAAGGAGCCUGCGGCGGCCGCAAGUGCGUCAUUGAUGGAGCGGGCAAAUACGGCAUUUUCAGGGCUUACGGGUCGACUCCUGAAUGCUCUGUGACCAUUGAGAAUUUGUUAUUGCGCAACGCUGCUGAUAUGCCGGCUUACAUGGGCAAGUGCAACUUGAAGUUGAAAGGCGUCGAAUUUAAGAACAACAAGGCAGGCGGGGUGGUGAUCGGACUGGGACCUGCCACGUGGCACAUCCACGACUGUUUGUUCGAGGGGAACAGCGUGUCAGGUGUUGGCGGCGCGUUUGUGGUCACCUCUUCGGGUCGAGGACGACUCGAAAGGACCACGUUCAAGUCCAACCGGGCGGAAGAGAAUGGCGGGGCCGUGUACAUCGAUGCCCAGCCGGCAAACACGGUUGGUUACGUCCUCGAUCACGUCACCUUCGACUCGAACACGGCCGGGAAGGGUGGCGGCGGCAUGUACGUAGGCGGGACGUCGCAGGCUGUUGUGACGGUGUUUGUCUCGCGGUGCAAGUUCACGAAGAACGUGGCGACCGGCGGCGCGGGCGGCGGGCUGGCACUCAGGUCGUUGAUGGAUGCGCGCAUCUGUCACACCUCCAUCGCCGACGGUGGGAACAAAGCAAACGGCGGCCAAGGCAACGACCUCGCUCUGUUGGACGGCAACUAUAACCCUCAAAUGACCGUCUCUUUCUGCCCUGCACACCCGAAAUCUCUCUCCCUCCAUGUCACCGAAGUUGCCAAUCCCCCGACAGUCCGCCAUCACUGCGAGGUUUGCGAAUUGCCAAAGUAAGGGAAUAUACGUAAGCUUGAUCCCAGCCGCUUAGUUACCCCCAUUCUCGCGCACGUGUACAGUGCCCCCCGA